This is a messenger RNA of Thunnus maccoyii (southern bluefin tuna), 1487 nucleotides long. RefSeq names its product transmembrane protein 199 (gene vma12). The record is from RefSeq and is a predicted model, not a curated record. The coding region runs from base 260 to 859 and encodes 199 amino acids. Gene Ontology annotation, biological process: vacuolar proton-transporting V-type ATPase complex assembly. Gene Ontology annotation, cellular component: endomembrane system. NCBI's taxonomy places the organism in Eukaryota, Metazoa, Chordata, Actinopteri, Scombriformes, Scombridae. The transcript has 6 exons.
UACGUCACCUUGUCACAAGGCAAACAACAUGGUCGCUUACUUGGUUGUUAGUAUUUACAGCUAGCUGUUGUUUGCUGUUAAACGCUAAAUGUGAACGCGUGCUAACAGAAAGCAGAUUUUAAAACUUAUUUUUGGCUAUUUUUUGAUAACACUUUGAAGCUGGCUGCUCUUGCUUCACUUAGAAAAGCCAAAGGGGGUUUUUAUCUAGAUAAGUGCAUCGCAUAGAGUCACAGCAGAGAUAGUCAGUUGGAUUUAAAGCAUGGCUUCUGCAUUUGUGGUGGGAGAUAAAUUCAGAAACAGGGUGGCGGAACUGUUGGAAAAGACUGACUCAUCUCUGCCACAAGGACUGAGAGAAGAACUGGAGAUUAUUCUUGAAAAACCAGAGCCGACAACUCUGCCCUUCAGUACAGCGAGAAAACUCAAGAAACACCUGCAGGAUGAAGGGCAUCCUUUCUACCUGCAUGAGUUGCUGGAGGAUAGUUCACUGCAUCUACCUGAGGUUGUGAAGCCUCCCAGAAACCCCGAGCUGGUCGCACGUUUGGAGAAAAUCAAAGCCAAACUAGCCAAUGAGGAAUACAACCGGAUCACACGUAACGUAAACACUCAGGAAAUCAACCGUAAUGGAACACUGGCAGAUUUUGGACAUCAAGUGCGAUCAGUCAAAGCCGUGGUGGUGACCGUAUUCAACUUCCUGGUGACAGUAGUCGCUGCUUUUGCCUGUUCCUACAUGGGCAGUCAGUACCUGUUCACUGAGAUCACAGCGAGAGUAAUAUCAGCUGUGAUCGCUGCAUCUGUAGUCGGGCUUGCUGAGCUGUACGUCCUGGUCCGGACCAUGGAGGGAGAACUUGGGGAACCAUAGCAACCGGCCACACACAGCAAACGAGGGAAGCACAAUAAUGUUGGGAAGCAAAACCAGCAAACAAUAGCAGCCCUCUAAUGAGAACUUUGGUCACUCUGGCAUCCAUGAAAGACUACAUAUCUUCUCACUUUGCUUGAAAAUCCUGUGGACUUUUUGCUUUUAUUUGAAAGGAAAACCAGUGGAAUUUCUGAGUAAGAUUAGAGUUACUGAGAAUUUACAAAUUGUAUCCCUGUAUCCCUCUCCUAAAUGGAAGCUGAAACAUUACAAGAAAGCAAAUUGGUUCAAAAUUCCUCUUAUCUGUAAAUAUCUCUUCUUUGUCAAAUACUAGUGCUUUAUCUUUAAUGACAUUCCACCUGCACAGACUGUUUUUAAAUCAAAUCAAAAUAUGAAUGAUAUUUCUUAUUUAUUUACAGAUAUUUUGUGUUCCAUGUUUUUCCUCUGCCUCUUCUUUCUCAUUGGCUCUUCUCUGUGAAAAUGAAUGUUGGUCAUUUUCUUAUGAUUCCUUCUUUUCUGCUCUCAGAAGUAAUUAUAUUUAUGUGUUCAAUAAAAUCAUUAAAAGUCAACAAAAUCAAAAGUGUAGAGCUAUAAAAGUAUUUAAGGUACCAGACAAAAUUGAAUAAUUUGACAC